GCCAUUUUUCGAGCGGCGGCGGUACCUGCUUCGUCUUGCAUCCACCGCUGUCUGCUCCCUCCCCCACAUUGCAAUGUGCAUCCUUUCUGCCGUCAGAUCAGACGGCCAAGUAGGUGGAGACAGAGGGUGAGGUGACGGGGGUCGGUAGCGGCUUCGGCUCUCUUGCUGCCGACAGGUAAGCCUCCGCACUGCUCGUCAGAAUUGGGUGCGCCAACCCUGCGUGAGUGCGUGGUGAAGCGAUUCAGUCUGCUAGCCAGCGCCAACCCUUGUCGAGAAAAAGAACGCAACUCUGAACAGAGGCUCGAACUGAGUCGCGGUUCUGAGGCCUGGGGUAGGAAAAGAGCGUGAGGCGACUGACUGAACUGCUGCAAUCAGAAGACCGAAAAGAACCAGCUCAGUCCCGGUGAAAGGUUGAAUGGCUAUAUAAAGGGACUUCACUGAUCACUAGUUCAGGUAGCUAGUAGCAAUGGCAGCGCCUCCAGCCGUCUCCUUCCUCGCCAUUGCCGUGGCUUUGAUGGCAGUGCUGCACCCCGCGGCCACCAAUCCGCCGCCGCCGCCGCCACCAACACCAUCGGCGACAGGCACGCCGACGACCUGCGACUCGACCUUAUACCGUCUUCUCAGCUGCGAACCUUUCCUCUCGACCGGGAGUCUCGCCGGCCCGCCCGCCAGUUGCUGCGGGCCCUUGAGGGCGGUUCUCACCUCCCCGGAGUCCAUCUGUCUGUGCCACCUCAUCGGCGGCGAGGUCAACCAGUUCGCGCACAUCAACAUCGAUCCGGUUCGACUGGCUUUACUACCUCUUAUGUGCUUGGCGAUUAUACCCCCGGAGCUGCCCUACAUGUGUUUCGUGGGACCUGUGCCUCCCAUCAGAACUCCCCCAGCGCCAGCGGCGACGCUUCCUCGUGCAGCGCUCAAGGACUCGGUUGCAGGGCGUGGCUAAAGUUCCAAAAAAAAAAAGGCGCGCCUAAUUUAGAGAGCUCACUAAAAUUGUCAGACAAUCGGCUAUAUGUAACAAGUCCUCCUUUUAUUUCAAAAUUUCGAACACCUCGUUGGCGGUCUGUUUCUUUUUUCAUUUAGCUGUUAUUAGACGAUGCAUUAUGUAUGAAUAAAAACCGUUUGUGUU
Messenger RNA from Panicum hallii, 1123 nucleotides. RefSeq names its product non-specific lipid-transfer protein C6-like. Bases 467 to 940 code for a protein of 157 amino acids. The transcript is spliced from 2 exons. NCBI's taxonomy places the organism in Eukaryota, Viridiplantae, Streptophyta, Magnoliopsida, Poales, Poaceae. The record is from RefSeq and is a predicted model, not a curated record.